Molecule: messenger RNA, 147 nt
Organism: Racocetra fulgida
Lineage: Eukaryota; Fungi; Glomeromycota; Glomeromycetes; Diversisporales; Gigasporaceae
Source: the annotation of a GenBank genome assembly
AUCACUAUGAUGAAUUAGUCAAUUAUAUUCGUGAGGAGCUCACUAACUGCAGAUUACGGAACAAUCAAAUUCACGACAAACCUAACACUGACGAAUAUGAUGAUUAUGAUUUUCUAAAUUCAACUUUAUUAUCCGUUAACACUACUG